CCCAGCCCGCCCACUUCCUCCUCCCUGUGCGCACCUCGUGGGCAGCUAGCUCAGGGCAGUCCUGGACACAGGGGCCGCCCAGGCCCCUGGACACGUGUGAGCUCAAGGCCUCCGCCCCACGUGCCGGGCUCACCGGCUGGAAGGUCCUUUGGCCCCACAGACUGUGGCGCCCCGCUCGGGCACCUGGGCAGCAGCCACAACGGACGCUCAGGUCGCGCCCCGAUGGGCUGGGGUCUGUGGGGUCACACCUGCGCGUCCCGGGUCCCGAGACCCAUCCCGGGGGCAGCGGGAGGUCACAGUGCAGCGCCCGCGGUCAGGUGGCCUGUGGCGAGCCUGGGCUGCGCGCUGCCUGUUCCCGCCAGGGCGCCCUCCCCACGUCCCCCAUGGUUCUUGGCCUCGGCCGCAGCGGCCGCGCUGCCCCACGCAGGCUGGCCGCUGCCUGUCCCUGGAAGUGACGUCCGGGCCAGGGUGUAGCUGCCGGCCAGGUGCAUGCCCUGGGCCGGCGGUGGGGGACUGUGCCCUGGGGCGCCCCCUCCUUGGCACUGGAGGGUGGCGCAGGCACAGUGCCAGGCCGAGCCUUGGCCAGUUCUGGUUUCACUUCCCUGCGAGGUUGGUGGCCCUCACCGGUGUCCCUGCGGGGCCCAGGGGCCGGCGUCCCUCAUGUCUGUCAACAUGGGCAGCCGCUCGCUGGGCAGGGGCUUCUGCUUUGGGAUCCUCAGGGGGCCACUUGCGGGCACCGGGAGGGCCAGGCCCACGCUAUGGCAGGUGAAAGUCUUUGCCUGAGAUCUGGCUGCGCCGCCCGGGUGGUGAGGGUGUGGGCGUGGGGCUGUGAGAGGACGCCCCAGGGACAGGGUGUGAGCAGGUCAGGCGGGUGCCCUGAGACACACUGCCGGGCCGUGGUCACUCCCUGGCCUGGGGUUGGCGGGGCUGGGAGGCCGCGGAGAGCUGGGCUGCCCGUUGGCCCCGAGCCCCAUUCUGCUUCCUCGAGCCGCACGCAGUGGCCGACGCGGGACCCAUGAGCCCUCCUGGCGUGGGCUCCCAGCCGCUGGUGCCACCGUAGGCCGCCCUCACCUCCAGCGCUCAGGGCCAGUGCCAGGCGCCCCAGGUCCCUGGAGGGGCCUGCCCUACCCCCACUGGCCUGUCCCUGGCGCCGCUGCCAGCUCUUCCUGCACCCCCUUUGCUUCUGGGGGGCCGCCCCCCUCGCUGCAGAGCCGCUUUCCGUCAGUCGUCCGGCCCAGGAUCCUGCUGCCCCACCCAUGAGGGUGCUGGCGCCCGUCCCUUCAGCGUGACUCCACGGCUGCAGGGGCCUGUGGGCUCAGAGGUUUCGAGCAUCGCCCGAUGGGCUUUGCUGUGGGUCGACCUGGGUGCCUCUUCGGGGGCACGACCUCCCAGAAGGGCCGACGGGUGCUGGGCGGCGCAUGGAGGCCUGGGGCAUGCAGUGCUCACCCUCCGACGGGGUGUCCGCUCCUGCUCCCUGAGACACGCCGGCUGCAGGCUGCCAGGAAGGGCCUGGCCGCCCGCUCACUGCCCGUCGCUUGCUCGGUCAUUCGUGCCCUGGGAAUUCUCCUUUAGUUUGUUCCUGGUUUUCCAAGGAGGCCUGGGAGGGGGCACGGCAGGGGCACCUCCCAUGGUGGUGCCUCUGCUCAGGCCCACUGACCUGGCCUCCCCAUCUGCUCCACCCAGCAUCCCACGUCGUGUGCCGGCUCCCCAGGGCUGAGCUCCCUGGCCUGGGCUCUGCGUGGCGCCAGCCCAGAGAGCGGGGUGCAGACGCGCAGCCAGCGCGGGGGUGCCUCUGAGCCGCAGCGGGGCACCCGGUGCCCAGCAGCACAUUUCCUCCUGAAAACUUCUUAAGUGCCCGCAGCUCGCACCAGCCCCAGCUCAGAGGCGCCCGUGGGCUGGGCCAGCGAGGCAGCGUCCACUUGCCCGAGGCCACGGUGACGGGUAUUAUCAUGGGCACCUGCGGGGCCAGAGAGGCUGUUCAGGGCAGGCGGCGAGCAGAGGUCCGUGCUCUUGAAGCCUAUUUAUAGGUCUUGGCUACCUUGAGCGUCACCUUACCCCUGACACACUUCGGGCGCCCGGCUCCUGCCUCAAAGUCGGUGCCAGAGCCGGCGGCACCUCGGCAGUGACCGGCAUGACAGUCGCACGUGUGUGUCUAAGCCUAGAGAUAAUAAAGCUCGCUGUAGAGCCACAGGAAGGCCCAGCCACAGCACAGGCCGCUGCUCAAGCUCGGCCAGGACGGGCCAGGACGGCCCAGGAGCAUUCUUGCUGCAGGACGCACCCGCCAGGCGGUCGUGCACCGUUGUUUUUGCCACGCAGUGCGAGCGGGUGAUGACUUCGAAAUGAACCUUUUACAAAGGCAGAGGGCGGGGACAGUGGGAAACUGGUGUCGCCGAAGUGGAAGAAUUUCAAGGGCCUGAAGCUGCAGUGGAGAGACAAGAUCCGGCUCAACAACGCCAUCUGGCGGGCGUGGUACAUGCAGUAUUUGGAAAAGCGCAAGAACCCCGUGUGCCACUUUGUCACCCCUCUGGAUGGCUCAGUGGACGUGGAUGAGCACCGCCGCCCAGAGGCCGUGGCCACCGAGGGCAAGUACUGGCGGAGCCGCAUCGAGAUCGUACUGCGGGAGUACCACAAGUGGAGGGCCUACUUCAAGAAGCGGCUGCAGCAGCACAGGGAUGAGGACCUGUCCAGCCUGGCCCAGGACGAUGACGUGCUUUACUGGCACAAGCAUGCGGACGGCUGGAGGAGCCCUGUGCCCAUGGAGGAGGACCCGCUGCUGGACACGGACAUGCUCAUGUCGGAAUUCAGCGACACCCUCUUCUCCACGCUGUCAUCACACCAGCCCGUAGCUUGGCCCAACCCUCGGGAAAUAGCGCACCUGGGGAACGCGGACAUGAUCCAGCCGGGGCUGAUGCCCUUGCAGCCCAACCUGGACUUCAUGGACACCUUCGAGCCUUUCCAGGACCUCUUCUCACCCAGCCGCUCAGGCUUGGGCCCCGUGCUGGCCGCCGCCACCUCAGCGCCUGCGCCGGGUCCCGACAGCCCACCUGCCCAGGGCGUCCUGGCGCCCCCGGCCCUCCCCGCCGUGAGCCUUCCGGACAGCCUCAUCGCUGCCCCUGCAGAUGCUUCGCUGGGCCCCGCCCGUCGGCAGGGCUGCGACCCCACCAGGCCGGGGGACCCCUUCCUCCAGCCCACGGACUUCGGUGCCGCUACGGCCCCGCUGGCAAAUGCCCCGCCGCUCCCAGCCCUCUUCGCCGUGCCCGUGCUCUGCCCCAGCCCCGCCCCGGCGCCCGCUUCCCCGGCCUUGCCAUGGGCCGCACCAGCCUUCCUGCCGCCCCCGAAGCCUGCCGAGCCCAGCAGGCCCCCCUCCGUCAUCACCCACACGGCCUCCGCCACCCUCACCCACGACGCUUCAGCCACCACCUUCAGCCAGAGCCCGGCCCUCGUCCUCACCACCCCCACCCCCGCGCCAGCAGGCGGCCCCUGCGGCCUGGCCCUGGCCCCUGCCACCCAGCCAGCGGCGGUGGGGUCCCCCCAGCCCCGUCUCACCUUCGUGCACCCCAAACCUGUGACCUUGAGUGGGGGGAGGCCGAAGCAGCCCCCCAAGAUAGUGCCGGCCCCCAAGCCGGAGCCUGUGUCCUUGGUCCUGAAGAAUGCUUGCCUCGGCACAGCCACCUUCCCAGGACCGCCGCCCACGGUGAUCAUGGCGUCCGGGCCUCUCAAGAGGGAAGGGAUGCUGGCCGCCGCCGGGCCCCAGCCCAGCGUGGUCAUCGCGCCUGCUGCCCUCCCCAGGGCCCCGGCAGCUGCGGACUUCCAGGGUGGCCUCCUGCUGACCGAGCUCUGCCACGGCGGCCAGGCAGCCUCCGGCCCACGGCUCUUCUCCCCAGCGGCGGCGCAGGACGGCCUGGUGAAGGGCGAGCAGGUCCCCACUGCCGCCCCCGGCCGUGACGCACCGAGCUCGGGGCAGGCAUCACCGUGCGCCUCGGAGCAGAGCCCAAGUCCGCAGUCCCCCCCGAACAGCCGCUCAGGGAAACCCGCGGACCCCAAGAGCGCGGCGGUCCUGAAGACGCGGCAGCUGAAGCACAUCUCGGCUGAGCAGAAGCGGCGUUUCAACAUCAAGAUGGGUUUCGACACGCUCAACAGGCUGAUCGCUAACCGCGCCAAGCUGACCAGCCACGCGGCCACGCUGCAGAGGGCCGUCGAGCACAUCUCCAAGCUGCAGCAGGAGCGCGCCCAGAUGCAGGAGGAGGGCCGUCGGCUGCGGGAGGAGAUCGAGGAGCUUAACGCCACCAUCCUGUCCUGCCAGCGGCUGCUGCCCGCCACGGGGGUGCCGGCUGCCCGGCGCCCGCUGGACCACAUGCGCGACAUGUUCGACGAGUAUGUCAAGCGCCGGACCCUACAGAACUGGAAGUUCUGGAUCUUCAGCAUCAUCAUCAAGCCGCUCUUCGAGUCCUUCAGGGGCGUCGUGUCCACCAGCAGCCUGGACGAACUGCACCGCACGGCGCUGGCCUGGCUGGAGCAGCACUGUGCCCUGCCCGUUCUGCGGCCAACGGUGCUGAGCACUCUCCGGCACCUGGGCACCACCACCUGCAUCCUGACGGACCCCGCCCAGCUGCCGGGGCAGGCCGCUGAGGCUGUCGCUGGAGUUGGGCAGAGGCCGGGUCCGUCUCGCCUGGGCAACACAUGACCAGUGUGGCUGGCCGCCCACCUCACCCGGGCCACAGCCCCAUCCGCGCCCCCAAGGCCUGGCGCGUGGGGACAGGGCCUCCCACUGUGCCUGUCCCCGCCGGACACCCCGCGGGCAGCCCCCACGCCGGGCCCCUGCCCUGCCCACCUGCCUCCUUGCUGCAGCUGGUGGGGUCGGCGUCGGUGGGCAGCCGGGGCACAGGUAGGAGCUGGCCUGCUGACCGCAGCCUUGGGGUCCCUCAGGGCUCAGGCCUCAGGCCGUGAGUUGGUUGGGCAGUGUGACCCGGCGCGGCGGGCUCCGGCCCAGACCAGCAGUCCCGGUGCACCCCGAGGGCCGGGCAUGCGUGAAGGGGCUGACGUCCAGUUCCUCGCACGUGCUGGGCCCCAGCCGGUGGGAAGGACUCGCUGGCCCCCGUGCGUCCACCCCACCAGAGGCCGCCCGCCCUGUAGAUGUGUUUACAGGACUCUGGGCCAGCCCGGAGUCGGCGCCGGGGCCGCAGGCAGGGGCAGGGCUGGUCCUUCGCCCCGAGCAGGGCAUCUUGGUCAGGGGACAGCGUGUCCCCGCCGUGGCCGGAUGGGCCGGCCUGGCUCCCUGUACCUUCAGGUCAGACGCGCCCAGGCCUGUGCUGCUGGAUGACUAAGGCUGUGGCCUGCGCAGGGCCCUGGGGAGGGGGUGACCGGCAGUCCCUGUCUGUUGGCCGGUCCGCCCGCCCCAGCCACUGUGUCCUCCCUGGCCUAUCCUGGCCCAUGCUGGCAUGCCCUAGCCCCACCACCCCACCCCUCCUGGCCCCUCCCUGACCCCUCCAGGCUUCCCCGGCAACCCUGGCCCUUCCUGCCCCCCAUCCCUCCUGGCCACAGGCCGCCCACCGGUGCUCCCCGCCACCAUCUGGCGGUGUCUGCUGCGUCUCCGGCGCCGUGGCCGCACCUGGCGGGAGUCCGCAGGCGUCUGCCGUCCUGGCCGGGGCUGGGCGCCUGCGGGCCCCCGCUUGUUUACAGCCCUCGCGGCCGCUUCCCUG
Molecule: messenger RNA, 5699 nt
Organism: Condylura cristata (star-nosed mole)
Lineage: Eukaryota; Metazoa; Chordata; Mammalia; Eulipotyphla; Talpidae
Gene: MLXIP
Product: MLX interacting protein
Exons: 18
Coding region: 2474-4684 (736 amino acids)
Biological process (GO): regulation of transcription by RNA polymerase II
Cellular component (GO): nucleus
Molecular function (GO): protein dimerization activity; RNA polymerase II cis-regulatory region sequence-specific DNA binding; DNA-binding transcription factor activity, RNA polymerase II-specific
Source: RefSeq, a predicted model, not a curated record